Messenger RNA from Vicia villosa (hairy vetch), 1089 nucleotides. RefSeq lists its product as uncharacterized. The record is from RefSeq and is a predicted model, not a curated record. The coding region runs from base 83 to 883 and encodes 266 amino acids. The transcript has 2 exons. Lineage: Eukaryota; Viridiplantae; Streptophyta; Magnoliopsida; Fabales; Fabaceae.
AUUUAGCUUCUAUGUUUUUCAAUAUUUAACUUACAUAUCCAGUUUGGAUGUUUAUUUGUUCUGAGAAUACAUAUAAAUCAACAUGAAAAACAAUCUUGAAGGUGUUAAUCGUCUAACUGAUGAUGAUUUUAAAACCUACCAUGAAAAUUUGGGAAGUUUUAGUUCCAUUGAUGUGACCAAAUCUCAAAGAUAUGAAGGUUCAAUGUGGGAGUGGAAGGCGUCCUACAGUAUAUAUGGUUUAGAGUGCUGUAUAUUCAAAGUCAAGCCAUUUAAAGAAGUAACCAAAGAUGGCAUAUUGUCUACGAAUGAAGUAUAUUUCGAACUCUUCUGUAGGUUAUCUUACUACAAUUUACAACAUAGCUGCAUUAGUUUUAAAAUACAAAAUGACGAAGCUUUUCUCGCCUCUCCUGAUUGUUGUAUCAAUCUAAAUAGAGAAUUUGAAUAUAGUAAGAAAAAGCUUAAAAAGAGUAUUAUUGGAUCGGAUUAUGUUAUGGAAACACGUGCUUAUCAUUAUAGCAGUGGCACUAUAAGAGGUCUGCUUGUGUUGGAAGAGGUGAGAAAGAUAGGAGAUAAUGAAAAGCCUCGUAAGGUUACUGUGGAAGGCCCUAGUCAUCACCCUAUUGGAGCAUUACAUAACAUGUUUGAACAAGUAAUGAAAACCGAGAUUUGGAAGCCAACUAUGUUAUGUCCUAACUUGUCAAACAUUGAAAGGCAGCUGCUCCGGCGGCAACAACCGGAGAGAGAAGAUGGUGAUGUCGGUUUUCCGCCACCACGAGGUCAUGGUGGUAAGUCCAAGAGAGCAGUUGUUAUAGACAGUGGUGGUUCGGUUAUUGGCAACGGCAAUUGUAAUGUUGUGAUCGGUGAUAUGAUUAUUUAUAAAUAACUAGACUUGUUAUGAUGCUUCACCAUCUUGUAUAUAUAGCACAUAGCUGUAGUAUUGUAUUAAUGUAAGAGAAACAUAUGUCACAUUUUCUAUGUAUAAGGUCAAGUUAGUUAUGAGCUUCUUCCUUGCUAAUAUGCUAUCAGACGCAAAUUGUUUUUUCUUCAAUUCAGAUUUCCUUGAAUAGAUUCUUGCAGCUUCUCUGCAUU